AUGGCAGCAAAGAAGUUGAGCGGUGAAGUGAAAAUGGGAGGCUCUCUCUCACUUUUUAUUUUUGAGGAGAAAGAAAAGGCAAAAAGAAACUAUGAUACAGUUAAGUUGAAGAACAAAUUGGACAGCCUCAAAGGUACAUGGAAAGAAUGGGAUACUUUAGUUGGAAAAGAGACUGGUUUAGGAUGGGAUCCCGAUAAAAAAAUAAUUCAAGCGAGUGCAGAUUGGUGGGAUAGGAAAAUAAAGGAGAAUCCAAAUGUAGAGAAAUUUAGAGAGAAAGGUUUACAACAUCGACAACUGAUGGAGUAUUGUUUUAAGGAUGUUGUUGCAACUGGUGAACAUGUGUGGGCAUCAUCAUCUGGAGUGUUACCUGAUGACAAUGAAGAGUUUGUGAAUAUUGAUGGCAAAGAAAAGAAUACGGAAAAGGGAUUCGAACAAACUAAUCCAGAAGAAUCGAAUGUGGUUGAAAAAAUCCCAGUGCUACAGAUUUUGGUCCGCAGUGAGCUUUUCGUUCCUUGA
Molecule: messenger RNA, 516 nt
Organism: Nicotiana attenuata
Lineage: Eukaryota; Viridiplantae; Streptophyta; Magnoliopsida; Solanales; Solanaceae
Product: L10-interacting MYB domain-containing protein-like
Exons: 5
Coding region: 1-516 (171 amino acids)
Source: RefSeq, a predicted model, not a curated record